AACAAAUAUUCUUAGUUAAUGCUAAUUAACCCAAUACAACACAGUGGUAAAACAGCAGUUACUUUCGUUGAGAAGCGUGUUUUACGUAAUUUUAUGACAGUGUCGACUGCCUUACGACAGAAGCCGUGUGUAGACGCAACGUGGAGUUGUUUACUAUUUAUGACAGCCCCCACUGGAUAAAAACAGUUGUAAUCCUGCAAACCAGCAUCUAUCCGUUGGAAGUUUGACUGUGUGACUAAAGGAAGAAAUGGGAAAGCCAAAGAAAAAGAGUGAUCUCAGCCGAGCUGAGCUGAUGAUGAUGACCAUUGCUGAUGUUAUCAAUCAGCUGGUUGAAGCCCAUGAAGAGGGCAAAGACAUCAAUCUCAACAAAGUGAAGACUAAGACUUCAGCGAAAUAUGGACUCGAAGCCCAGCCUCGAUUGGUCGACAUCAUUGCUGCCGUUCCCCAACACUACCGGCGUGCUCUGGUGCCCAAACUGAAGGCCAAACCCAUCCGCACUGCCAGCGGGAUCGCGGUGGUGGCUGUGAUGUGCAAACCGCACAGAUGUCCGCACAUCAGCUUCACGGGCAACAUCUGUGUCUACUGUCCCGGUGGACCGGACUCAGACUUCGAGUACUCCACACAGUCUUACACCGGCUACGAGCCAACGUCCAUGAGAGCGAUCCGAGCACGUUACGACCCCUACCUUCAGACCAGACACCGGGUGGAGCAGCUGAAGCAGCUGGGUCACAGCGUGGACAAGGUGGAGUUCAUCGUGAUGGGCGGGACCUUCAUGGCUCUGCCCGAGGAGUACAGAGACUACUUCAUCAGGAACCUGCACGACGCCCUGUCAGGACACACCUCCAACAAUGUGGCCGAGGCCGUCAGGUACUCUGAGCGCAGUAACACCAAGUGUGUGGGGAUCACCAUCGAGACGCGGCCCGACUACUGCCUGAAGAGACACCUCAGCGACAUGCUGGGCUACGGCUGCACCCGGCUGGAGAUAGGAGUCCAGAGUGUGUAUGAAGACGUGGCCCGAGACACCAACAGAGGCCACACGGUGCGGGCCGUAUGUGAGUCUUUCCAACUCUCGAAGGACGCCGGCUUCAAGGUGGUCGCCCACAUGAUGCCAGACCUGCCCAACGUGGACAUGGAGAGGGACGUGGAGCAGUUUAUCGAGUUUUUCGAGAACCCAGCGUUCAGGCCCGAUGGCUUGAAGCUGUACCCGACGCUGGUGAUCCGAGGUACGGGCCUGUAUGAGCUGUGGAAGACAGGCCGGUACAAGAGCUACACGCCCAGUGCCCUGGUGGACCUAGUGGCCCGCAUCCUGGCGCUGGUGCCCCCCUGGACACGGGUCUACCGGGUGCAGAGGGACAUCCCCAUGCCGCUGGUGAGCUCCGGAGUGGAGCACGGCAACCUGAGAGAGUUGGCCCUGGCCCGGAUGAAAGACAUGGGCACUGAGUGUCGAGACGUGAGAACACGAGAGGUGGGCAUUCAGGAGAUCCACCACAAAGUCAGACCGUACCAGGUGGAGCUGGUGCGGAGGGACUACAUGGCCAACGGCGGCUGGGAGACCUUCCUCUCCUACGAGGACCCGGAGCAGGACAUCCUGAUUGGCCUGCUGCGCCUGCGCCGCUGCUCACCGCAGUCCUUCCGCCAGGAGCUUAAAGGGGGCGUGUCCAUCGUCCGUGAGCUGCACGUUUACGGCAGCGUCGUCCCCGUCAGCAGCCGGGACCCCAGCAAGUUCCAGCACCAGGGUUUUGGCAUGAUGCUGAUGGAGGAGGCAGAGAGGAUUGCCAGAGAGGAACACGGCUCCAGCAAAAUGGCCGUUAUCUCAGGCGUAGGAACAAGGAACUAUUACAGGAAGAUGGGCUACAAGUUGGAGGGGCCGUACAUGUUGAAGGACCUCUACGGACCUGGAACCGACUGAACCUGGAUAGUGUUUUUAUUCUGGACACAUGAUCGUAUUUAUCAAGACAAUAUUCCAGGGACACGGCUGCUGCAGUGUGUUUUAGUGAAGCUAAAGGAGAUAAUGGUUGGGAGUGCUUUUUGUUUACACACUGGGACCUGCUGCUGCAUCUCCUCUGCUUUAUUUAGAUAAGGAGACGACGUGAGAGGGUGCGAGGAGUAAAAUUAUUCAGGAGGGAGCCAGAGCGUCUUGUGGACGAGUGUAAUUUAAGAUGCAAACAUACUUCACUGCAGCAAAAGAGGUCAGAUUUGAGUCUGCUAAACCGGCUCCCUGUCAAUGAUUGUUUGACGAGAAAUGAGAACUAUCCCGCUGAGACGUUUUUAUUUAAAUGUUCCAUGUGUCUGCUAAAGAAACACCCGAAUGUCUGGGUGUCCCUUAAAAAGUUCCUGUGUGUUCGUCCAGGAUUAGCAGUUAAUCAUGUUUUGUGCUGCGACUGAAUAGAAAACCCCAUCACGAGUCGAGCGUUUCCUUAAUGGCUGGCGGUGGAUGAAUGAACUGCGGGAAGUGUCCUCGCUGGGCAGAUGUUGUGCAAUCGCGCAAUUGUAAUUUACAGGGCAGGAAAUUGAAUAUUAGCGUUACAUAAAUUGCUUUUCAAAGCGCCGACAUUUAAUCCUAUUACUUGUGUUCCUGCCUGCGCGCUCUUGGGGCUUCAUGUAUUCUGGUGUAUUCCAGAUGUUAGACACAUCACUGAACAGUUUUUUUUGCUCAAGGAAUAAAGUAUAUUUCAGUUACUGUUGGGUGUCCUGCUUUGUGAGUGAAGACGUUUUGAAGAAUUCCACCUAAAAGACAGAGGUUUAAGCCUCCCAAGGAAAGGUCACAUCGUGAGACAGGCUCCUAUAAUGUAUUCCUCAAUGUCAAGGGUGCCAGCCCCUGCAGGAGACCCCAGAUGAUUGCCCUAUGAGAGUGUUUUACUGGCUCAUUUGAUACAGCCUUUCCAAUUACAUCUCCAUCGGUUACCCGUCUCUUGAACAUUGACUGAACGCCACGUUCUGCCGCGCCAUUACUGGAAACGCCUUUUGUCAUUUGAAAAAAAAUA
This is a messenger RNA of Anarrhichthys ocellatus (wolf-eel), 2984 nucleotides long. RefSeq names its product elongator acetyltransferase complex subunit 3 (gene elp3). The transcript is spliced from 15 exons. Gene Ontology annotation, biological process: tRNA wobble base 5-methoxycarbonylmethyl-2-thiouridinylation. The record is from RefSeq and is a predicted model, not a curated record. Gene Ontology annotation, cellular component: cytoplasm; elongator holoenzyme complex; nucleus. Lineage: Eukaryota; Metazoa; Chordata; Actinopteri; Perciformes; Anarhichadidae. Gene Ontology annotation, molecular function: acyltransferase activity, transferring groups other than amino-acyl groups; iron-sulfur cluster binding. Bases 248 to 1909 code for a protein of 553 amino acids.